Molecule: messenger RNA, 1542 nt
Organism: Laccaria bicolor S238N-H82
Lineage: Eukaryota; Fungi; Basidiomycota; Agaricomycetes; Agaricales; Hydnangiaceae
Exons: 1
Coding region: 1-1542 (513 amino acids)
Molecular function (GO): protein binding
Source: RefSeq, a predicted model, not a curated record
AUGUUUCCACCAAGCCUCGCUCAAUUGAUAGACCUGCCUCACGAGCUACUCUCGCAGAUCAUCAACCCACUUGAUGAUGAAUCGAUCUACGCUUUCACGCAAACGUGUAAGACGUUCCAUUUUUUCGCCCUUCCCCUCGUCCUGUCGCGAAAUGGCAUCCGUAUCACAGGCCCUGACCUCGUUUCCAUCGUCGACCCCUCUAAAGAGGGUUUGAGCGCCCUUCGGACGUCUCUGUUUGCCCCAAGUCUGGAGAGGGUUCGCUUCUACCCCAGUGCGGAGGAGUGCAGAUUGUUUUCUGAUCUUCGCACGUUGCAGAAGUUGCUCCUGCGCUUGCCUCUGAUUUCCCGCCUCACCUUGUUAUACCCAUCAUACCAGGACGUUGUCGACUCAAGAUUUCAAGGUGCUUUACUCGAUAUGCAGAAGUGGAGCGUAGAGCUUGCUGCGCUCAUGGAUACAGCACUCCAGAAGUCGUGCCGGGACCUUCAGAUAUACGGAGGUGACAAUCUGUUUGCAGAUCUAGAUGAGCUGGAAUCGCAGGAACGACCUUCUUCGAAAUUCAAAACUCUAUCAGCAACAGCAAGUCGGAAGAUUUCGUCAUUUUUUUCGAGAGUUAUGCAUCUACCAAAAACUUCUCAUUCCCCGAGCCGCUCCCGACUGUCGUCGCUCUAUAUCAAUUCUCCAAUGCUCCUUCAUCCCUAUCUAUUUCGUUGGACCCAAAGUCGUCUUCAAACCAACGCUAGAUCCUUGACCCACCUCAGGUUCCACGACGUCAGAUCGUCUACCUGGCACCAACUCCUUGUCACCCUCACCUUGCCCUCAUUGUGCCUGUUCGACAUCGUGACGACGCGCCAGCUAGUUGGGGGAUUAGGGGUGGCCCUUGCGGAUAUUCAUACCUUUCUCGAACGCCAUCCCUCGAUCAUGAUUUUGAAUUUAUCUGGAAUCAAUUUCCCCACACCGACGCCUACACUUCGAAAUCCCAUUCUUCCCAUAUUGCGUGCUGUAGGAACACAUCCGAAGAUCAUAGCAUGGCUCCUCCGCAGUGCAGCUGCCCACUUGAAAGAGCUCAAUGAGGUCACAAUAACAUCGGAGCCUGGCGAUUUCGAUUAUGAUCAAUUCGACGAAGCCCUCGAAGCCGUCGCGCUUGGUUCUCAAAUGGAUGCAAUACAUCUUCAACUCAACUUCCUGUCAAAGCCAGGGUUGCACAAAUGGUUUGAGAAACACCUGUCAAAACCCACGGCUCCCUCCGACGCUGUCGUUGGAUGUAUUAGGAACCUCACAAGGGUUACGCAUCUCACUGUUCGGACGCGCUAUUGGAUGAAGAUGGAUGACCGAGACGAGCCUGUGGUGCAGGCAUUUCCGCAAUUUUUGGCUCUGUUCCCGAGCUUGGAGAAAGUUGAUUUGGCGGAACAACUUCUCCCUUCUCAGGAUAUUAUCUUGAACCGGCAUAAAUAUUUCCUCCGGCAAGUUGUUUCGGUCUGUCCGAAGUUGAACGCAAUGUCGGUCAAUUUUACUGCCAUCGACUUGGCGGAUCUCGGUGUUUAA